AAAUAAAUCUAGACUAGAAUCGCGUUUUACGAGUAAUAAGGUGGUUUACACUAUAACAAUAACUGUCAUUUUGUAGAAAGAGACGAAAGCAGGAGGGGGGCAGCGUUCUGAAAUGCCGACUUGCGGGCGUGUGUGACAUUUUGAUGUAGAGUGUCUUUGAUGAUUUUCGUCAUGUAUUGAUUUAAUACAUAGAUAUUUCCGAAAAAAGAAGAUGGAUGUCGCAGUGAUAGAAGUCCUUCAACAAGCGGGUAGUCAGGAUCCCACUAUUUUGAAACCAGCUGAACAAACUCUAAAACAAUGGGAAACUGAAAGGGGAUUCUACACUGCGUUAUAUAAUGUGUUUUCUAAUCAUUCCUUGAGUAUCAAUAUUAGAUGGAUGGCUAUUUUAUGUUUCAAAAAUGGUGUUGAUAAAUAUUGGAGAAAAAAUGCUCCAAAUGGAAUUGCAGAUGACGAAAAGGAAUUUCUUAGACAACGUUUAAUAGUAAACUUUGAAGAACCUGUAAAUCAGUUAGCUAUCCAAUUGGCAGCUCUCAUUGCUAAAAUUGCAAGAUAUGAUUGGCCUAGAGAAUGGCGGUCAUUAAUUCCAACCUUAUUGGAUGUUAUAAGAGGACAAAAUCCUUUGGCCCAGCAUCGGGCACUGUUAAUAUUACAUCAUGUUGUUAAGUGUUUAGCCUCUAAACGUUUAGUUCCUGACAGACGACUCUUCCAAGAAUUAACCAGUAGUGUGUUCAGUUUUAUUCUGAAUGUGUGGAAUACUUACACAGAAUCUUUUCUUAUAAUGGCAUCAAAUGGGGCAGACACAAAUCAGAUACAGGAAGCUUUGGAAAAAGCGUUACUUCUAUUGAGAAUUCUUAGAACACUUAUUGUAAUGGGUUAUAAACCUUCAGAAUCCCAUGAUGCUAUGUCAUUCUUGGAAAUUGUUUUUGAACGUGCAAGAACUUGUCUUGAAUGUCGAAAGACAUUAAUUUCAAGAGGUAUACAGAUGGAAGUAUGCGAUAAAUUUAUAAUUCAUUUAACUAAAGUAUUAAUAGGAGUAUUAGAAAUGCAUCCAUUUUGCUAUGUAGAACUAAUACCAACAUCAUUAGAAUUUUCUGUUUUUUAUUGUUUCACUGAAGCUGGUCAAGCCCUAGCUUUUGAAAGAUUUGUUAUACAGUGUUUAAAUUUAAUGAAAGGCAUUUUAUUAUCUACAUACUAUAAACCAGCUAAAGUUCUCAAAGAUACGAAAAAUCCUUUAACGUUGAGAGCAAAUCAAUUGAGACAAGAAUUUUUCACACCUGAAACAUUAGCAGAAAUUUGUUCAAGGCUGGUAACACAUUAUUUUCUUUUAACACCUGCUGAAUUGGAAUUAUGGGAUACAGAUCCAGAAAGUUUUGUUGUCGAUGAUGGCGGUGAAUCAUGGAAAUAUAGCUUAAGGCCUUGUACGGAGUGUCUGUUUGUAGUAAUUUUCCAUCAUUUUGGAGAAGUUCUUGUACCAGUUUUAGUUGAAUUAAUGCAAAGACAUCAUCAACCAGUUGACCCGAAUAAUUUGCAUGCUAUUCUAGUAAAAGAUGCAGUAUAUAAUGCAGUUGGUUUGGCUGCAUUUGAUUUAUACGAUGAGGUAAAUUUUGAUCAAUGGUUUUCAACUACCUUAAAAGAAGAGUUGAAAAUUCGAAGUAACAAUUAUAGAAUUAUUAGAAGACGAGUAUGUUGGCUUAUUGGGCGCUGGACAACUGUUAAGUUAAGUACAGAGUUAAGACCAGAAUUAUACAAACUUAUGGUUGAAGUUUUGAGUCCUGAAGAAGAUCUGGGUAUUCGCUUAGCAGCAAGCGAUGCUUUAAAACUUGCGAUAGAUGAUUUUCAAUUUAAUCCGGAAGAAUUCUCGCCAUAUUUAGAACCAGCAUUCUCUUUAUUAUUUUCGCUCCUAAAAGAAGUAAAAGAAUGUGAUACCAAGAUGUAUGUGUUAUACGUGUUAUCAUUUAUGAUUGAACAUGCUGGUAGUGAAAUAAACCCACUUGUUGGAGCCCUCAGUUCAUAUUUGCCAGCACUUUGGCAAGAAUGUGAAGAACAUAAUAUGCUAAGAUGUGCUAUAAUUUCAACACUUGUACAUCUGGAAAAGGCUUUAGGUUCUGAAAGCGUCCUUAUAGAACCACUAGUAGUAGGUGUUAUUGCAUUAAGUUGUGACGUCAAUCAAAAUUGUCACGUUUAUUUGUUAGAAGAUGGCUUGCGAUUACGGUUAGCUUUACUGCAAAAUGCAGCUGCGCCAACAUUGGCUAUAACGGAACUGACUAAAAAUUUGCCUGCUGUAUUAGAAAAAUCAUUUGAACAUUUAAAAUUAUGUUUGUAUAUAGUUCAAGCAUAUGUAAUAUUAAGUCCCCAAGAAUUUUUAAGUCAAAGAGGAGCGAUUAUAAUCGAAACACUUAGGCCACUUUUAGGAGAUUUGAACUCGGAAGGAGUUGUAAUGAUAAUGACAGUGUUUGAAAUGUGUUUAUGUGCUUCACCUCGGCAAAGUGCAAAACUUAUUAAACCUGUUUUGAUAACUAUAUUUGAGAAGAUGGAUGUCGCAGUGAUAGAAGUCCUUCAACAAGCGGGUAGUCAGGAUCCCACUAUUUUGAAACCAGCUGAACAAACUCUAAAACAAUGGGAAACUGAAAGGGGAUUCUACACUGCGUUAUAUAAUGUGUUUUCUAAUCAUUCCUUGAGUAUCAAUAUUAGAUGGAUGGCUAUUUUAUGUUUCAAAAAUGGUGUUGAUAAAUAUUGGAGAAAAAAUGCUCCAAAUGGAAUUGCAGAUGACGAAAAGGAAUUUCUUAGACAACGUUUAAUAGUAAACUUUGAAGAACCUGUAAAUCAGUUAGCUAUCCAAUUGGCAGCUCUCAUUGCUAAAAUUGCAAGAUAUGAUUGGCCUAGAGAAUGGCUCUCAUUAAUUCCAACCUUAUUGGAUGUUAUAAGAGAACAAAAUCCUUUGGCCCAGCAUCGGGCACUGUUAAUAUUACAUCAUGUUGUUAAGUGUUUAGCCUCUAAACGUUUAGUUCCUGACAGACGACUCUUCCAAGAAUUAACCAGUAGUGUGUUCAGUUUUAUUCUGAAUGUGUGGAAUACUUACACAGAAUCUUUUCUUAUAAUGGCAUCAAAUGGGGCAGACACAAAUCAGAUACAGGAAGCUUUGGAAAAAGCGUUACUUCUAUUGAGAAUUCUUAGAACACUUAUUGUAAAUGGGUUUAAUAAACCUUCAGAAUCCCAUGAUGCUAUGUCAUUCUUGGAAAUUGUUUUUGAACGUGCAAGAACUUGUCUUGAAUGUCGAAAGACAUUAAUUUCAAGAGGUAUACAGAUGGAAGUAUGCGAUAAAUUUAUAAUUCAUUUAACUAAAGUAUUAAUAGGAGUAUUAGAAAUGCAUCCAUUUUGCUAUGUAGAACUAAUACCAACAUCAUUAGAAUUUUCUGUUUUUUAUUGUUUCACUGAAGCUGGUCAAGCCCUAGCUUUUGAAAGAUUUGUUAUACAGUGUUUAAAUUUAAUGAAAGGCAUUUUAUUAUCUACAUACUAUAAACCAGCUAAAGUUCUCAAAGAUACGAAAAAUCCUUUAACGUUGAGCAAAUCAACUGAGACAAUGAGAGCAAAUCAAUUGAGACAAGAAUUUUUUACACCUGAAACAUUAGCAGAAAUUUGUUCAAGGCUGGUAACACAUUAUUUUCUUUUAACACCUGCUGAAUUGGAACUAUGGGAUACAGAUCCAGAAAGUUUUGUUGUCGAUGAUGGCGGUGAAUCAUGGAAAUAUAGCUUAAGGCCUUGUACGGAGUGUCUGUUUGUAGUAAUUUUCCAUCAUUUUGGAGAAGUUCUUGUACCAGUUUUAGUUGAAUUAAUGCAAAGACAUCAUCAACCAGUUGACCCGAAUAAUUUGCAUGCUAUUCUAGUAAAAGAUGCAGUAUAUAAUGCAGUUGGUUUGGCUGCAUUUGAUUUAUACGAUGAGGUAAAUUUUGAUCAAUGGUUUUCAACUACCUUAAAAGAAGAGUUGAAAAUUCGAAGUAACAAUUAUAGAAUUAUUAGAAGACGAGUAUGUUGGCUUAUUGGGCGCUGGACAACUGUUAAGUUAAGUACAGAGUUAAGACCAGAAUUAUACAAACUUAUGGUUGAAGUUUUGAGUCCUGAAGAAGAUCUGGGUGUUCGCUUAGCAGCAAGCGAUGCUUUAAAACUUGCGAUAGAUGAUUUUCAAUUUAAUCCGGAAGAAUUCUCGCCAUAUUUAGAACCAGCAUUCUCUUUAUUAUUUUCGCUCCUAAAAGAAGUAAAAGAAUGUGAUACCAAGAUGUAUGUGUUAUACGUGUUAUCAUUUAUGAUUGAACAUGCUGGUAGUGAAAUAAACCCACUUGUUGGAGCCCUCAGUUCAUAUUUGCCAGCACUUUGGCAAGAAUGUGAAGAACAUAAUAUGCUAAGAUGUGCUAUAAUUUCAACACUUGUACAUCUGGAAAAGGCUUUAGGUUCUGAAAGCGUCCUUAUAGAACCACUAGUAGUAUGUGUUAUUGCAUUAAGUUGUGACGUCAAUCAAAAUUGUCACGUUUAUUUGUUAGAAGAUGGCUUGCGAUUACGGUUAGCUUUACUGCAAAAUGCAGCUGCGCCAACAUUGGCUAUAACGGAACUGACUAAAAAUUUGCCUGCUGUAUUAGAAAAAUCAUUUGAACAUUUAAAAUUAUGUUUGUAUAUAGUUCAAGCAUAUGUAAUAUUAAGUCCCCAAGAAUUUUUAAGUCAAAGAGGAGCGAUUAUAAUCGAAACACUUAGGCCACUUUUAGGAGAUUUGAACUCGGAAGGAGUUGUAAUGAUAAUGACAGUGUUUGAAAUGUGUUUAUGUGCUUCACCUCGGCAAAGUGCAAAACUUAUUAAACCUGUUUUGAUAACUAUAUUUGAAAAUAUGUAUAAGGAAGAAGAAGUUACGAUGACGAUGACUAUGUAUUUAUCUAUC
Messenger RNA from Bombus terrestris (buff-tailed bumblebee), 4924 nucleotides. RefSeq lists its product as uncharacterized. Gene Ontology annotation, biological process: protein import into nucleus. Gene Ontology annotation, molecular function: small GTPase binding. Gene Ontology annotation, cellular component: cytosol; nuclear envelope. The record is from RefSeq and is a predicted model, not a curated record. NCBI's taxonomy places the organism in Eukaryota, Metazoa, Arthropoda, Insecta, Hymenoptera, Apidae.